CAAGUAAAGUUUCGAUAAUCGUAAAACUUCGCUAUUGGCAGAAAUCCGCCUUACGGUUGGAUUCAGCGUCGUCAUGAAGCCGUCCUCGUUGGUAGAAUAUUAUGGAAGACACUCCAACUACCGCUGCGGAUAUUGCUCGCAGGCGGCUUCCUGCCAUUCGUACGGUAUGUGGGCGCACCAGAUGAGCUGCCAGGAUUAUCAGGAUCUGAUUGAUCGCGGCUGGCGUCGGUCCGGAUGUUACUGCUACAAGCCGAUCAUGAACGUUACUUGCUGCCCAUCGUACACGAUCAAAUGUGAUGCGCUCAACUUCCAGCUGAGCAAGUCGCACAAGAAAAUCAUCAAACGGGUGAACAAGUUCCUGCGCGAUGGCAUCAAAGAUCCGAACGAAAACCAAGCGUCCGCCGACCACGGGGAAAGUAGCGAUCGCGUUAUGAUGGAAGCCCCACGGGCUCCUUCGAAGCAACCGCAGUUCACAGAUAUGUCGGACGCUAUGUUGGAGGAUAUGGCUGUUGCUAAGUCGAGCGACGCUCCGACCGAUCAGGUAGAUGGAACAUGCAUGGCGAAAGUGUUCAGCGGACACUCAUCGAAAGUUUCGAGCAAGUCGAACGGCUCCGCGUCAGCCACUCCGCCAAAGAAGGCGAAGUUGUUGCGCAUCGAGCGAAAGCUUGAAAAGUUGCAAAAGAAGGGAAUCACCGGCGAGGAACUGAAGCACAUGAUGAUCAAAGCGAAGGGGCAGAAUGUGGUGAAAACGUUGGAAGAUUUCCUUGCCGAUGCACCGCAGGACGACGAACCGGCAGCACAUCGGUUGAAGAUUGUGACAGUUUCGACUUCCGGGGCACAGUUUAAAGAGGGCCAAAGUGUUUCGUUCGCUCUGUUUGAAAAGUAUCAGACGGCUAUCCACAAUGAUCGCCCCGGUUCGAUUGACGACUAUCUGGAGUUUUUGGUGGAUUCCCCACUUAAGACAUCCGGAGUAUUGGGCUCGUUUCACCAACAAUACUGGCUGGAUGACCGUCUGAUCGCCGUCAGCGUGAUCGAUGUGCUGCCGUACUGCGUCAGUGCGGUGUACUUUUUCUACGAUCCCGAGUUUCAAUUUCUUUCGCUUGGCACUUACGCUUCGCUAAGAGAGAUCGCUUUCUCGCGAGCGUUGCACAAGCAGGUGCCAACUCUCAAAAAUUACUACAUGGGCUUCUACAUCCAUUCGUGUCCCAAGAUGCGCUAUAAGGGGAACUUGCAGCCGUCCUACUUGCUCUGCCCGGAGGUUUUCUCGUGGCAUUUGAUCGACACGUCGGUCACGGAUAAACUCGACGCCAGCAGGUACUGCCGGUUGAACGAAGAUCCGGCGGCGCAGGAUGAUGAGCUGCCAAACGAGGGCGACCUACGCGAUAUUCUUGUGGCCCGCGAUAGUCGCGGUAUGCGGUAUUCGCAGUUCAAGGUAAUGCUGCGAUGUUUCCGAUGUUGCGGUGCGAUGGAACAUUUCGGAGAGCUUCCCGAGAUGGACGAAUACGCUCGGUUGGUGGGCAAGGAGUGUGCCUCAAGAAUGUUGCUGUGUGCCGUUUAAUCUGCGGGCGUCUCUAAGAGAGGAUCGUCUAUUUUAUUAAUACUGAGCGAUAUUGACGGUCGCUCUCGGAAUUGUAAUUUGUGUUUCUUAAUGUUAUUUCCGCCCAUAUAUUGGCAAACUCGCUACUUACUCCGCUACGAAGCACCAGCUAACAGAAAGCUGAUACAUGCAUAGAGUUCGAUUCAUGCAAUAAAGUUAUUUCAUCAUAAAAAAUUUUA
This is a messenger RNA of Anopheles cruzii, 1776 nucleotides long. RefSeq names its product arginyl-tRNA--protein transferase 1 (gene Ate1). The record is from RefSeq and is a predicted model, not a curated record. Gene Ontology annotation, cellular component: cytoplasm. Gene Ontology annotation, molecular function: arginyl-tRNA--protein transferase activity. The transcript is spliced from 6 exons. Gene Ontology annotation, biological process: protein arginylation. Lineage: Eukaryota; Metazoa; Arthropoda; Insecta; Diptera; Culicidae. Bases 74 to 1558 code for a protein of 494 amino acids.